Molecule: messenger RNA, 1880 nt
Organism: Abrus precatorius (Indian licorice)
Lineage: Eukaryota; Viridiplantae; Streptophyta; Magnoliopsida; Fabales; Fabaceae
Product: APO protein 2, chloroplastic
Exons: 3
Coding region: 206-1540 (444 amino acids)
Molecular function (GO): RNA binding
Source: RefSeq, a predicted model, not a curated record
AGUAACUGGGAGGGUGUUUGUGUAAGGUUAGGUUCUAUUCCACUCUGGUGUGAGGAUAAGAAUUGAUUGAGUGGGGCGUGAGAUUCUUGCUGCUUCACAGUAAUCCACUACCAUUGUGGUGGAUGCCCAACUCAAGCUUCUCGUUUCACUGUUCAACAAUUCCAAAUUUCCAAUCUAGGUUUAUUUUUCAGAGUCAACAUUUUCAAUGGUUUCUGGGACCUCUAUGAACGUGAACAUGACCAUGACCAUGACCAUGUCACUGCCUAAUUCCAAGAGAAUUACUGUAACUCCAAAGGAUUCUCUUUCGCUGAAGCCCAACCCUUUAUCUUCUCUUAGUUCAUUCCAUUCCUUCAGUUUCCAGAGCUGUAGCAGUAAGAUUAAUCUUCCUGUCAAGAUUAGAAUUCAACCAGAGAAAUUUUGUCUGCAUGGCUUCACAAUCAAGAACGAAGUGCCCCAAAAUGCUGAUUUUCCUCGGCAUUAUUCGAGAAAAGAGAAGAAGCCUUUUCCAGUUCCCAUUGUAGAACUGCGACGAGCAGCGAGGGAGAGGAUGAAGAAGAUGAAAGAUGAGCCAAGAAGAGCAAUGUCGGCACCCAAGAACGGGUUGCUGGUGAAGUGCCUUAUACCGACUGCAUAUAAUGUGUAUAAUGCUAGGAUAACUUUGAUUAACAAUCUGAAGAAGCUGCUCAAAGUAGUGCCUGUGCAUGCUUGUGGGUGGUGCAGUGAAAUCCAUGUUGGACCUGUUGGACAUCCAUUUAAAUCAUGUAAAGGUUCGAGGGCCAAUACCCGCAAGGGCCUCCAUGAAUGGACAAAUGCACAUGUUGAAGAUAUAUUAAUACCAAUUGAAGCCUAUCACCUCUUUGAUCGUCUUGGAAAGCGGAUUACUCACGACGAGAGAUUCUCUAUCCCUCGGAUUCCAGCAGUGGUCGAGCUCUGCAUCCAAGCUGGUGUUGAAAUUCCUGAGUUUCGCACGAAAAGGAGAAGAAAGCCUAUUAUUCGCAUUGGGAGGAAGGAAUUCAUUGAUGCCGAUGAAAGUGAACUACCAGAUGAAAUCCCAGCAGGCCCUUUAAAACCAUUACUAGUUGAAAUACCUGAUUCAGAAAUAGUUGCUCCAUUGGACAAUGAAGUUGUCCCCCUUGCUGAGGAAACACUCCAAGCAUGGGAACGAAUGAGGAAAGGUGCAAAGAGACUAAUGAGGAUGUACAAUGUGAGGGUCUGUGGAUAUUGCCCUGAAAUUCAUGUGGGUCCCAAGGGGCACAAAGCUCAAAACUGUGGCGCCCAUAAACACCAACAACGCAAUGGGCAGCAUGGUUGGCAGUCUGCAGUUCUGGAUGACUUGAUCCCACCAAGAUUUGUGUGGCAUGUUCCUGAUGUAAAUGGACCACCCCUGGAGCGAGAGCUUAGGAAUUUUUAUGGGCAGGCACCUGCAGUAGUGGAAAUGUGCAUUCAGGCUGGUGCUGCAUUACCAGAACAAUAUAAAUCGACCAUGCGGCUGGAUGUGGGGAUCCCAUCAACUUUAAGUGAAGCUGACAUGGUAGUUUGAGAUGAAAUGCUCUCAUGGAAAAACCCCAAGUUUGAUUACGGUGUAAAUUGAAUGGUAUUUAAGAUGUCAUACUGAAUGCCAUGAUAAUUCUGGCUGGGGUAUUGCUAUUUUUGGCAGUUAGACAAACUUUAUGUCAUUUUCUAUCAUCUGUAUACGCGCAUAAAAUAUAUAAAAUUAUUAGUGCAAUGUUUUUCCGUCUCAGCUCUUGGAGGGGGAAAAUGGAUUGGGUGACCCUUAGUUGGAAAAGUUUUCUGAUAUUAAUUGUUGAUGCCAGGAAUAACCUCUAUAAACAGCGAAUAUACAAGUAUUUUGAUAAUAUAAUGUAGCAAAAGAAAAAAUC